UUCUUGUACUCGGUUUUUAAGAGACUGCAUUUGGGAUCCCUCCUCUUGGCAUCAGAAGCUGGCUGUGGAUGGCAGAUGGAGGGUGUUUCCAAGUAAGCAACUAGGGCAGGAGCAGAAUUAAAUGGUGCUGUUGGAUCUGGGCAUAUAAAGGUAUUGUGCAUGGCUGACAAAGAAGCAGGAAGUCCUGUGUGUGAGUGGAUGGGUGUACUUAGUGCAGACUCUCCUUUUGGUCACUGUAGCACGUUGUUGAUGCACUUGGAUUAAGUAGUACAUUGGGGCUUUUUUAAUGAUUUGGUUUCGCCUCUGGGAUUAGCAGCCAAUGAAGUAGCUGUUGAUUUAUUCCGUUUGCUUUUUAACAAAGGUUUAAGAAGUCCAGGAAUCUUUGUGAAUGUUUCAGCGUCACUGACCAGCCUUGCAAUGUGUUUCUUUUCAGAAGAACUCCUGCAAACUGUCAGUCUCAUUGCAGCUCAGGAUCUUACCCAUCUCUUGAGUCACACACAGCAUCCAAGCCUUCAGGCUGUGACGGUCCUGAGAGCUGCCUAGAGCAGGAGCAUAACACUGGCUUGAAGCUGAGGGGAGCAGGAUGUCUCAAGAGAAUCUUUUGAGCCUGGAUGAGGGAGCCCUCCGGAAACUGCUGGAGGCCACACUGGACCUUGCUGAACGGCGCCAGAUCCGCUCUGCCAUUCGGGAGCUGCGGCGGCAGCAGCUGGAACAGGAUGAGGGGACGUUGGCAUCCAAGCGCUUCCGAUCUGAACGUGGCAGCCACCGACAGGAGAACAAAGAGAACUGGCUGCGGUCUCAGCAGCUAGAAGAGGAGCAGCAGAAAUCCCUGGCUCUGUUGUCAAGGAAGCUUGAAUCCAUCACAGAUCUGGAGGAGCUGACAGCCUUGUUGCGAGGAGCUGGCGAGUAUGAAGAGCGCAAGCUGAUUCGGGCUGCUAUCCGGAAGCUGCGGGCUGAGGAGAUUGAGGCUGCAGCCUUGGCAGGGCAGGUGUACAGCAGCCGGAGAGGUGAUGACGAGCUGCUGGGUGCCAAGGGGAAAGAGAGUGCAGAUGGGGGCUACUCUGUGAUUCAGGAACUAGAGAACCUGGAGGAGCAGGAGAAGAUCCGAGCUCAGAUCGGGGAACCGCACAGUGAACAGAGAAGAGAACCCCAGAACCCUGAUGGCCAGGAUACAGCCUCAGGGACUCUACUACUACUGGAUCCACUUCCUAACCAGCAUCCCUCAAGCUCUUCCUUGUCCUUGGAGCCAGAGCUGGAGCCAGAGUCUCAGCAGAGAGCUGAGAGUCCAAAGUGCAGCUCUCAGGGCACUGACUCUGAGCCUGAGGCUGAGCAAUCCUGCAAAUCCACCUGGAAGGAGGAGAGUCUGGAGAGCUCCUCUACCAUGAGGAAGGAUGGGAAGGUGUUCAGCCAGCCAGCAGGAGUCAGUGACAAGACCAGUCAGGAAGAGCCAGAGCAGCAAGGGGUACCUGCUCCCAUAGAAGACAGCCAGGUUGAGAAGUCUUGCCCAAGUCUGUCCAGCACUGCAAGCCAAAGCAGCCAGUUCAUCAUCUGUAUCAAAGACCAGGUGUCCAAAAAACCUGCAGGCAUCACAGACCAGAAGCGAGCAGCAUCUACCCAUGAUGUACCAGGAGCCCCUGCACACCUGGGUACCCGCCAAAGUGAGCACAUGCAGUCCAUGCUGUUCUUCCCUCCCCGAGCCAGCAGCACAGAACCUUUGCGGGAGCAGCCUUUCCAGAGAACCAACUCCGUGCGGGAACGUGCCCGCAAAUUCACCUCAGAGACUCUGGGGCCAUCUUCCCUGGCCAGCCCCAGGCCAGGCAGCCAAAAGUGGGAGAGCAUUGGCAAAGGCUCCCGGGUUCUGCAGCAACAGCAGCACUUCUUGCACCCCGAGAGUGCCAGGGGCUUGCAUGGGGCCUAUGCCCAACACAUGGUAGACUUACCUACAGGUGUUCGAUGUGGACUCAGCCCAGCCCGUGCCGUGCCCUCAGGAGCCAAGGCAGGUGCCCAGCAAGCCAUCAGCCCUGCAGAACAGAGCACCUCCUCUUUGGAGGAAAAAGCUGCAAUUGCCAGGCAUCCCACUGGGCCCCCAGUCUGCCCUAAAGAGGAGGGCAGCUCUAGGAGGAGGGGCCAGGCUGGCCAAUCACAAGGCGGCCUGCUGCCGUCCCCCUGGAGGUCCAUUGAAAACUCGGAGGGAAGCACAAACAGCUCAGAGCAGCCCAGCAUCCAGCAAGUUGUGUUGCCGCCCUGCCGCCCUGCCCAGCCCCAGCUUUCUGCCCCUGACACCAAGGCCAGUGCCAAGGACAAGGACACCAUGAAAACGUGCUUCACCAUUGAGAUCAAGGAUGGCCGAACCCAGCCUGCAAGCAGCUGCAUUGUGGGCAGACCGGGCAGCCAGCAGGCAGAGCUUACUCUGGGGCUGCGGAGCACUCCCAUUCGGAUCACUACUACCACCACCAGCAACAUCAGCAGCACCGGUAAUGCUGGUCCAGCACCUGUACUGCACUCCAGCAGCAUCAGUAAUGUCAGCAAGAUGGACCCUGAGCUGGUGGAGCAGCCCCAGGUGAUGGGGAAGAAACCAGAGCUGUCCAAUGGGAUAGAGAAGGCUCAGGUGAAGGAGCUGGACAAAAGGAGCAAGCUGAGUGCUGAAGAACUGAGCAGAAUUGAGGAUGAAGACAUAUUGGAUAAGAUGUUGGACCAAAGAACAGACUUUGAAGAGCGGCGACUGAUCCGUGCUGCCAUGCGGGAGCUGCGCCAAAGGAAGAGAGAGCAGCGGGAGAAGGAACGGGAUCACCGGCUGCAGGAGAUGAAGAGCCAGCCCACGGCAGGGAGGGCAGGCCAUGCCACUGAGACCACCACCAGGCAAAGCACCCAGUCAGCCGAUGGCUCGGCCCACAGCACCGUCACCAAAACUGAGCGCCUCAUCCAGUCCAAUGAUGGCAGCAAGACUUCUCGUAUGACCACAGUAGAAUCAAGCUAUGUGAAGAGAUCAGAGAAUGGGAGCACAUUUCGCCAGACCAAAUCCUCCUACAGCUCUUCCUCCAAGAAGGUGGGCAGCGUCUUUGACCGUGAGGAUGAGACCACCUCACGGCAGGGCAGUUUAGCUGCACUGGAGAGGCGCCAGGCAGAGAAGAAGAAGGAGCUGAUGAAGGCUCAGAGUCUUCCCAAGACAUCAGCCACACAGGCGCGGAAGGCCAUGAUUGAGAAGCUGGAGAAGGAGAGUGGAGGUGCCUCAAAUCCAGCUGUCUCCCGUGUGGCUGUGCAGCGCACUUCCAGCUUUGGUGUCCCCAAUGCCAGCAGCAUCAAGCAGAUGUUGCUGGACUGGUGCAGAGCAAAGACUCGGGGUUAUGAGCACGUAGACAUCCAGAACUUCUCCUCUAGCUGGAGUGAUGGCAUGGCCUUCUGUGCCCUUGUCCACAACUUCUUCCCUGAGGCCUUUGACUACAGCGAGCUGACACCUCAGAACCGCCGCCACAACUUUGAGGUGGCUUUCUCCUCUGCAGAGAAGCACGCAGAGUGUCCGCAGUUGCUGGACGUGGAGGACAUGGUCCGGAUGCGCGAGCCGGAUUGGAAGUGUGUGUACACAUACAUUCAGGAAUUCUAUCGCUGCCUGGUCCAGAAGGGGCUGGUAAAAACCAAAAAGUCGUAGCCUAUUAACACCCCUGGGAGCGAUGGUGAGAAUCUUCCUGUCAAACUACUGCCCGCACACAUGCACCCGCCUGCCCAUUUGCAGCUUGACAGUGCUUUCAGCAGGAGGGCCCUCAGGGAGCACGACCUUGUGCUGGGAGGAUGGGGGUAUCAGCAGGGUAGGGGGAGCAGCAGAUGUGUGGUAAGGUGUGCGGAUGUGUGGUAGGAGAGGGGGUGAAUCAGGAUCUAAGUCCAGCCUGUGCUCCGUCCCUCCCGAGGUUCAAAGGGGACUAAAUAUGAGGAUUGUUAGCUGCAGGCAGAUUUUUGCUGGGUUUGCCUUUCCAGAAAACACUCCUCAAGCUGGGAGCUUUGUAACAGGGUGGGGAAGAUAUCCUAAUAAGAAGCACCUCAGAGUAGUGUUCACUAGCCAGGGUGAGCCUCCAUGUGAGCCACAGCCUGGGAGUGAGCUGGGUGGCUCUCCCUGACAAAGAAAUGGGUGCUGUGCUCAUAGAUGAUGUGCCAGUGCCUCUAAUUAGAUUUUUCUCCCUUGCUCCCUGAGUCUGGAGGCAGAAUGGGGAUGAGCUGCUAUGAACUGCUGCUUUAAUUACACUUAAGCACUUUGCAGCAGGAACUGUGACUGGAGGCAAGAACAGCACUGCUUGGAUUAUGGAUGAGUCCCAGAGUGACUCCCAGCAGCCCUUAUCCCUGCUCCACCCCCUCCUCCAGGCAGACCUCCAUGAUACACUGAGCUCCCCACAUUCCCAUUGCUUUGUGCUCCCUCUCACUCCCAGAGUGAAGGCUUGGAUGUCCUCCGGCUCAAGUAGGGGGCUGAUGAAGUCAUGAAGUAGCAGUGAGGCUAUUGUGUGCUUGGGGCUUCUCAGAGACCAAAGCCUUUGCAUCCUGUGAAAGGCAGUAGUAUGUUUUCUGUACCCCCAUUCCCGUCUGCCACUGCCAUAGUCUUUUGCUGUAGGUCCCUGAGGUCUGUGACCUCCAGCACUGGAACCUGCCUCAGAGGAACUGGUCAGCACCUAUGUAAGAGCAGCUGAACAGAGUAACACUGUGAGAUCCAGCUCAGGGACCAAGCAUGCUGACUGUGAGGUGCCUCCUAGUCAUAUAUGGUCAGGAGAGUGAGCAGGGAGUCUGGAAAGUGUGACUCAGGCACUUCCAUCUUGCUGUCUUUUUGGUAAUGUUUGUGCCUUUCUUCAGAGGCAUCCCUACUUACAGUGGAGCCUCCUCCCCCAGGACACUGGCUCCACACUGCUCUGAGCAAGCUGAAGAAUAAACAAUGCCUUUAUAAGGACAGGGAUUGUCUCCUUAAGGUUGUCUCAGCUUUUCCAUCACACACCUGACUGGGGCUGACUGCACUGGGGUGUACUUCACUGCCUCUGCCCUUAGACAACCUGAGUUAGCAUUUCCAAAGAUGCUGAGCACUGACAGGCCGGAGGUGUUUGCUGUGGACUCCUAGGCUCCAAGCCAGUUGUAGCUCACAGACCCACUCUGGUGUUUGGAGUACGUAAUUUCUGCUGUUUGUCUCACUGAGAAGGGGCCAAGGGUUGGGAUAGUGAGGGGCUGUGCUUCAAAACUUAAGGGUGCUGGCAGAGCAGGGAUAGUCGGCACUAGGGUUGGGGACUCAAUUGCAUUAAAAGAACCAUGUAGAGGUCCCAGAGUGAAGCAGGUGUAUCAGCAGAAUUCUUUGGGACAGUGAGUCCAGAACUGGAAUAGCAGGGGGCUGUACAGGAGGGCCACUGGCCCUGCCAGAGGUUCAGUGGAUAUGGCAAGACGGCAGAAGCUACCACAGAAUCUGCUGCGUGGGACUGGUGUUCCUGUCCAUACCCUGCAGCUCCCUCUUUCCAAGCAUUUUCAGAAGGGGUCUGAUGUCUGGUUUUAGGUGGUGGUGGUGGUGACAGGGUGUAACAUACUGAUCCUUGCUGUUUCCUUCUCCAGCAAAUUCCACACAAGGGUCUUGUUGCUCCCUAGCUGCAGGCAAUAUGCAUCAGCCCCUGUUACACACCAGGUGUGUGAGCUGCCUAAGGAUACCCAUCUAGUUGAGAUCAGCAUGAGGCAGAGACUGCUCCCUUAAUUCUUGCCCCUUCUUGGCAGUUUGUGCAUCAGCUCUCUCAUUCCUGUGUAGAGCUCCCAAGGUCCAACUGGAGCAGAUGGGACUGACCAGAGACCUCUGCAGCCCAGAGCACUGCAUUACCAAAUGAUCUCUGCCCCAGCCCAAGGCCCUGGGUUCUUUCCUUGCUUUGUGCAGGGCUUGCAGGACACCCCUUUGCAGACCAUGGCUUGACACAUCUGAAACUGGAUUCCCAUUGCUUAACCUAAUCACCGUGUGGUUUAUCCUGAUGCCCUAUUAAAUUCAUCCUUGCUAUGAAGGACCCUGACCGAGCCCUAAACAGCAUACAAGUGCUGAUACAGCCUGGAACUCCUCCCCCAUCCUCCAGGGAACCCAGUUGGCCAGUAAUGGGGUUUCAGUUAGGAAACUCCACAUCAGCCUUCUCAGAACCUGUUUGUGAUGUCUGCUAAGGUCCUGUUGAUGUUGACAGAGCAACAGAUCCUAAUGAAAUCUUCCCUGGGAGAUUAUGCUGGAGCUCAGGGCCCUGGCAGAGGGUGAUACCUGACACAUCCCAUCCUUCUCCUCCCCAGGCUGCAGUAGCAGAAGCCUGUCUGAUCUUGCUGUGUUGACUGGGUGUCCUUGUGUCGGGAGCAGGCUUGGGAGUGGAAGUGGCACAGCCUUGUCAAUAGUAUGGCAGUUUAACCUAUCCUUUCACUGUGGCCCAAAGCCACUGUACAUGCACAGCACUUCCUCACUGGGGUUUGCUUCCCCAAUAGGUACUAACAUUUCAGCUGGCAGCCCCAAUAGAUCACAUUCCCAGGAGCUUUUGCCACUUCCCCUAUGAAGCAGCUGUUUAGCAGGAAGGAGGUGAGGCCCUGACAGUAAGGGCAGAGCCAGCCAGCAGCCAGGUUUAGUGGGUGGUAAGGUGAUGUCUAGCAAGUCCAGGGUCUUGCUCCCUGGCCAGCAGCUGUUCCAUUGUGUUUGGGUCACUUUGUUAUAGUGUGAGAGUGAUCUAGACAGUCACUGACUCUGCUUUCCAGGCACCCUGCCACUUGGGUUGGUAAUGGCCCAAAACUGAUCCCUUGCUGACUGCUGUUUAGUGGGGUGAUUGGCUGUAGGCCUCUACACUAUCGACUUCACCAGCUGCAGUUUACUGAAUGAUGGAUAGCUCUCAGGAAUAAAGACUGAAGGUUUCCAGGGAAUGAGGGGGGUGAUGAGUAGUAGGGAGGGUCAUCCGUUAGGACGUGGGAGAUGUAUAUCAGCGGGCAAUGUUGGAUACACUUCGCUUGCCACUACUUUCUCACUUGGACCACAGAAUAUUUUUGGCAGCAUCUCAGGCUUGGGCAGUGUCAGGCCCAGUGGACAGGUGGUUAAGUGGGCAGCUCUGAGGUCAGCUGUGUCAGUUACUGAUGGAGUAAGUAAAAUGGGGUGUUAAAGGAUAGUUCCUCCAUCCAUAGGGAAAUUGCAAGGGUUCUCCAUGUUUGCUCUGAAAGCUUGGUUUCCAGAGCCCUCAGUUGUAAGUGGAUGGGUGGGGUGGAGCUGCAGAGGAGGGAGCACUUGUUCAUCCAGGGUGAGUAACUGAAUGCAGCCAUGCAGCUCAAACAUAUCACAAGUAAUAUGGUACUUGGUGGGUCUGGCUCUUCCAGCUCUGCUGUUCCUUGUACAUUUCUGCCAUUACCUAAAAUGUGUGUUGUUUCCCAUGACUUUCAGUGACAAUAAGGCCAUCAUAUUUUGCUCAAGAAGGCUACCCUCUUCCCCUGCUCUAUGAUUGGGCACUUAGGCAGGAACUGUGAGAGUGGGGGGCAGGGUCAUACAAUUGUUUGGACCCAAGAGCCGCAUAGGAAUUUUUGGUGAGCUGUUGAGGGCAGGUCAGCGCCCUCCCCACACAACAGCUCACCAAAACUCCCUAUGGGGCUUUGGGUGGGCAGGGAGCAGUGUUUUGUAGCAGGAGGGCUGGAUGAGGCUGAUCCACUCCCUGCCUGCCCUGCCCUGGGGGAGGGGGUGUGCCUGGGCACUAGGUUCCAGAGGCCAAUUGGGGGUGAGGGGACGCUCUACUCCCCUCAUCUCCAGUGGCAGCCUGUCCUCCUGCUGCUGCACCACUCCAGGCAGGCAAGGGGAGCAGAGCAGCACUGGGAACAACCCUAUGGAAGCUGUGUGCAUUAGUUGGGGCCUGGGCCAGCAGGCGGGCAUGCAGCGAGCUGCCCUGGCAGGAGCUGGCAGAGCACUGCAGGGGCAGCUGUGAGCCGUAUCCAGCCCACAGGCCAUAUUUUGCCCACCACUGGUAUAGAGAAAUGUAUAAUGCAGGUAAAACUGGGAGCACUGGGACAUAAAGGGACAGAGAGAGAACAGUGCUAGGAGGAUGAGGAGGGAAAAUUGGGAGUUGCUGGGGGAGGUGGAAUAUUGUAAGACAGCAGUUCCCAAACUGUGGGUCUUGACCCCAAAUGGGGUUGCAACAUCAGCAGAUGGGGUCAUGGGGGUGGGGAAGCUGUGGAUUGGGAGUGAGGGGCUGUGCUAAGGAAAUGGGGUCAUGUUAAGGAAAUAGGGCCAUAAAUGAGGCCAUGCUGAGGAUAAGUUUGGGAAGCAUUGGUGUAAAAUAUUGGCAUAAAAAGAGAGAGGGGAGACCUGUCUGGGAAAUCCCUGUGAGCUGGCUAGGGUUGGGGGUUUUGUGUGUGUGUGAGAAGGCGCCAUCUAGAGAGCCCGGGCAAGUUAGGGCAGGUCUCUGCUACUGUGGGUUUGUGGCAGGGACAAGGCAAGGAACACUGUGAAGAGAAUUAGUCACCAUUUAGCAUAUAGCUGGAUGCAACAGAGUACCCAGCUGGAGGAGACGGGCCAUGGUUCUGGCUAAUGAGUCACAUGGUGGGGGGAAGGGAUUAGAGGUGCUGGGACAUGGGCUGGAGGACACAGCUGCUUGAGGCAGCAGCUGUCUAUGAGACAUUGCACUGAAGAGAUCUACUGAUGUGCUGUGUGCAUUUGCUCAAACUAAACCUAGGGAAGUCAUGAACUUUCUGGGAUGGGAUGGAGGAGGACCCCUGUGUAAGGACAAGGCCCUGGUGUGUCUCUGGAUGGGGGGUACAUGGGAUCUGAAAAAUGGUAGAACUUGGUGUUCCUGUACAAGGAGACCUCUGGAAUCAACCCAAGGAUAGGGGCUCUUCACGGUUUCAGCAGAGGUGGGGGGCUCAGUACUCCUGAACUGAGGACCGAGAAGAGUCUGAACAAGAGAGUUGUGGCCUGCUGUCCUUAAGCUGUGUUGAUUCUCAGCGAACUUGGGUACCAAGCAGGUUUUCUGUAGAGGGCUUGGAGCCUGAUGUCCUUAUGCCAUGAGAUCUUAGCAGACGGAAGAAGUGGCUGAACAUGUGUGUUCUCAGUUUGGGGAUUGGAGUCUGGUACCAAUGGACUGGGACUGUAGGGAGGAGUCUUAAUGGAAGAAUUGGCACCUGGUGUCCCUGCACUGCUUAGGGUCUCAGCAGAGGGAGGGGAUAGAGGCUCAUGGCCCGAUCAAAGUGAUCAAGCCCUGGUACCUCUGUGCUGCUGGGGUCUUAGAAGAGGGGGAGUUUGUGUGGUACAGGAAGGGCUUUGACCUUUUGUUAAGGGAGUGCCCUGUGGCACGCAGUGUACUUAGUGCCAUGUCUCCUCAUAGGAUGCUGGUGGACUGUGUGCCCCUUGUGGAGGUUGAAGAUAUGAUGAUCAUGGGGAAGAA
This is a messenger RNA of Alligator sinensis (Chinese alligator), 9377 nucleotides long. RefSeq names its product smoothelin (gene SMTN). Gene Ontology annotation, cellular component: microtubule organizing center; filamentous actin. The transcript has 21 exons. NCBI's taxonomy places the organism in Eukaryota, Metazoa, Chordata, Crocodylia, Alligatoridae. The record is from RefSeq and is a predicted model, not a curated record. Gene Ontology annotation, biological process: actin cytoskeleton organization. Bases 584 to 3646 code for a protein of 1020 amino acids. Gene Ontology annotation, molecular function: protein binding.